GGCUUGUUUUCUAGAGGAACGCUUUAUGCACUUUUUGGUAUUUUCAACCAUCCGGGGGCACGCUACCCGCCUCGGUCCAGACUCUGCUAUGUAAAAGGGUUUCUUUCCUAUGUAUGUGUAAAUAUACUUCGGACACCUUGCAACGCUUGCGCCUCUCCAACAGGGGCAGGGCUUGUCAUUUUGGACAUCCUUCUUCCCCUUCCACUUGCUACCCCGAACGCAGUGUGACCAAACUCCCCACUGCCCCUUGGACGUGGAUCGCCGAGGGGUGCCAAGUUUGGGGUGCAAACGUCUACUUCGCAGGAAGGCCUGGGACCGCCCCGCCCCCGCCGCCAGCGGUCGGGGAAGUUUACAUCUGGAUUGUCACACCUUCUGUCGCCACUGCCCAGACUCUGACUAACCUUGUGGGCGCUGGGUUUUCGGUGCUGCGGCCUCCUCAAAUAUUAGCACUGCCUCCCCGCGCCUGCCCUGUCCCUCCCGGGCACCGAGGUCCUGCCCUCGCCCCGGCGGAGCGCGAUCCCGAGGGCGCAGUGGAGUCCGGGCCUGGGGCCCGCGCUGAGCAGCUAUGGCUGCUGCGAUAGCAAGCUCCUUGAUACGGCAGAAGCGGCAGGCGAGGGAGUCCAACAGCGACCGGGUGUCGGCCUCCAAACGCCGCUCCAGCCCCAGCAAAGACGGGCGCUCCCUGUGCGAGAGGCACGUCCUCGGGGUGUUCAGCAAAGUGCGCUUCUGCAGCGGCCGCAAGAGGCCAGUGAGGCGGAGACCAGAACCCCAGCUGAAAGGAAUUGUGACAAGGUUAUUCAGCCAGCAGGGAUAUUUCCUGCAGAUGCACCCAGAUGGUACCAUUGAUGGGACGAAGGACGAAAACAGCGACUACACCCUCUUCAAUCUAAUUCCUGUGGGUCUACGUGUGGUGGCCAUCCAAGGGGUGAAGGCCAGCCUCUAUGUGGCCAUGAAUGGUGAGGGCUAUCUCUACAGCUCAGAUGUUUUCACUCCAGAAUGCAAAUUUAAAGAAUCUGUUUUUGAAAACUACUAUGUGAUAUAUUCUUCCACACUGUACCGUCAGCAAGAAUCUGGCCGAGCUUGGUUUCUGGGACUCAAUAAAGAAGGACAGAUUAUGAAGGGGAACAGAGUGAAGAAAACCAAGCCCUCGUCACAUUUUGUACCAAAACCUAUUGAAGUGUGUAUGUACAGAGAACCAUCACUACAUGAAAUUGGGGAAAAACAAGGGCGUUCGAGGAAAAGCUCUGGAACACCAACUAUGAAUGGAGGCAAAGUCGUGAAUCAAGACUCAACAUAGCUGAGAACUCUUCUUCCCUCUAUCAUACCUCCCCUUUCCCUUCCCUACCCAGUACCCAUUUCCUUCUAAUCAAUUCACCCAAGGAGAGAAAAAUAAAAUGGCAACACAAGACCUAGUGGCUAAGAUUCUGCACUCAAAAUCUUCCUUGUGUAGGACAAAAAAAAAAAAAAAAUUGAACCAAAGCUUGCCUGUUGCAAUGUGGUAGCAAAUUCAUAUGCACAAAUUAGUAUAUCUAAAAUCAAAGAAAAAAAAUAAAUCAGGAUUCCACCUUGAAUGAAACUAUGUUAUUAAUACUGGGCUAAUUGUAAUGAAGACAUAACUUUAAUAAAAAUGAAAUAAAGUUGUUAUCUUAAAGGAAAAGGUUUUAGAAAAUUGAACUUACACAUGGAUGUUGUACUUAAUAGCUUACACUCUGAAUAACUCUGUGCUGUAUGAGUUUGAUCCUGUGUUUUCUUUAGGAAUCUGGAAUUGACAUACAAUUACAUUCUGUUUCUGGGAUUUUUUUUAAAUCAUGAAAUUGAAUAUGUAUGAGUUAUAAUCUCUUUUAAUACCAAUAGAUAUACCCAGGAAGCAUUUAACAUCAAGAAAAGUUUUAAAAAUUAUUCCUGAAACUGUUAUUUCAGAUUGUUUUAUGCAAAAACAUAUUCUCAUAUUGAGUCUAAUGGCAUUCACUGAUUUAAUUUUUCAUAAAGAGUUUCAGAUUCUCCUAGGAAAUAUCAUAUUUUCAACAAAUGUAUGAAUCCAGGAUCUUGUUUAUGUUGGGUAAUUUAUAGAAAGAAUUCUUAGCUAACACUGAAGCAAAUUGUGAGAAUUCUCUUCCAUUGCUAUGUCCAGCCAGUGAGGUCUGAGUUAUUACCAUUUGGUCUGACGUUGUGCCUUGUGGACACCUUUCAGGAUGUAGGUGCUUGUUUAACUGUCUUAAGAGUUUUAGACCAUAUUUUGUAGCAAGAAAGAAGGAAGAAAUGUUAUAUAUAAGGAAGUAAGUCCUAGGAAAUUUGUCAAAGCAAAUUAUGAGUUUUAUUUAUAUAGCAUUUCUAAACUCUGCAAAGAAAUUGGGAAGCAUGGCUGUAUAAUUACUAACUUAACUAUAUUAUGAAACCAGUAGUUUGUUUCUUGCUAUAUAUUCUCAUUUGUAAGUCUAGUUGACAAUAAGUCUGUCUUCUAGAAAAGAGAAGUAUACUAGUAAUACACUGAAUUUUCAAGGGUCAUAGAAAAAUACUAUGGAAUGUGCAGCCAUGGCUUCAAUAGACAGAGGGUUUUGUGAGAGACAUUCAGUGUAAAAGCAGGCAAAUCUAUAAUUAGGGACUCUAAAAUAUUAGAAAAAAUAUUAAGGAAGACAUGGAUGCAUUGGGAUAAACAGAUUUACUCAGUCCUACAAAUCAGGAAUGGUGUAGAGACAUCCAAAUUAAAACAAAAUAAAACAAAACAGAAUGAUAUCAAAUGUAUGCAGAUUUAUGGAUAUUAUCAACGAGAAGACUUAGCAUGUGACUUCUCCUAUUAUCUCUACUGUCCAGCAUGUAUGUUCCAAAUAUGACUUCCUAAAAUAUAUAUACUUUGCAGAAGCUCUAGGCCCUCACCUCAAACCUUGCUAUUUGGUUGCUGUAUUCCUUCAAGAUCAGCAUAGUUUCCCUCACUCUACACAAUCAUUAUUCUUCAAUAGAAGUCUGUGUGCUUCACCAAGUAUCCUAUUUCUGUUAUCAUGACGAUAGCAGAAAAUUGAAUCAAAAGAGUUAGCCGGAUCAGUUGGGAAAAAUAGAUGCUAUGCAUUUAGACAACAAUAUUGAACGCUGUUUGGUAAGAGAUAUUUGUCUAAUCAAAAUAUUUGGAAAGUAAAACAGUAAAAUACUUAAAAAGGAAUGUUGCUCUUGUAGGAAAAGAAUAUUCUUGUAAAAAAUACAAAUCUGACUGUAUAUUCCUUGUCACUCUUGAUUCAACUUAAUCAUAAAUAUGCCUGUCACUUCCAGGACCAAACAAAUCCCAAGCACAAAGCCUUAUUUUCUUUGGAAAAAAAUAAAAUAGAGGCAUCAACAAAAUUGGUCACCACUGUUUUCAUAUGGAAUGACUUGAGAUUUUGUGGUAAUGCACAGACAUACACAUUAAUAACACAGUUAAUAAUUUCACAAGUGACACAUUUGAUAGAAUUCACAGUCCUCAAUUACCCUGAUGAUUUUAUGAUGGAAUCUGCUUAAUGCAAUUAAUUGUGAAAAAUAUCGUAAGAGUUAUGGAUCUCCAACAAAAUCCCUCCACUUUCAGUCAUUAAUCACCUACAUGUAUGGUUGUCUCCUUUCUAGCAGUUAAAAAGAGUUCUAACCACACAAUUUGAAUAUUGUUUUUCUCCAUAUCAUGUUAAGAAAAUGUCCACUACAAUAAAAAUGCUUUGGAAAUUAGCUUUUUUAUUUCCAAUACAUUUUAGAAAAUGAAUUGACAGUCUCAUAUUUCUUUUACACAUAUACUUACCAAAAAUUAUAGUUUAGAGCACAGGUUGAAUGUUUUCUUAACUGCUGCCUAGUUUGAAAAUAUAUGAAAUCCUUAAUAGAAAAAGUAAGUAUUUGCUGCCUAGGUUUAAAAAAAUCCAUUAUAAACAUAAAGUUACCAAUUUUACUCCAAAAUAUGAACAACUAAAAUAAUUCUGUUUUUCAUUGUUCUGCUUUCCAAGCCUUCAAUUCAUCCAUCACUUACUCUCCUUUAAGUUAAGUAAGAUCUUUAAAACAUGUUGGAAUAGUCUCAAGAAAAAAUUUCUUAGUAAACUUUGUAAUUGGCUAUGUAGAUGUAAAUUAAGACAUGUUUGUUGUAAGAGUCCUUAUUCUUGUACGUCUCAAAAUUCAUGGACUAAACAAUGAAAACAAAACUUGAGGGUCACAAAAUAGCUUUCUAGUCAAAUAUCAUUUUAUUUGAAGCUAAAAGUUUGUGGUACAGAAACGGAUGGUGCUGAAGUUCUGCUUGCUAAUAUAGAGACUUUGUGUUCAGGCAAUGAGAGGACAACAAAGCAUCCUCUUCUUGAUCAUAGUAAUGUUGCAAGUUUGAAUUUUGCAUAUGGAUUUCAUAGGAUAUUUUUAGCCACCACGGAUUGGUGCAAUAAAGAAGUAUCAACGUAAUAGCAUGUGAUGUGUAAUGGGCUUCAUUUUAAUUUGAGAACACUUGUUUAGCAAAACUCUUCUAUUUGACAAAAUGGCAACACUGUAGACAGUAUUGUAUCUAGAUGGGUUGUCCUCUUUGCCACUAGUAGGAGAUGAGGAUAUUGAGAUAAGAGUAAUGGAUGAAGAAUGACUUUGUUGUCUGUUCACAAGUUUGAAAGUCUUAAUGUAGCAUCACUGAUUUCUUGGUAAAGAAGCAUGACUACAUCAACUAUAAGUUUUUAAGACACACACAUAAAUAGCAGAUACACUAUUUUAUCCUCAUGGCUGGGUGUACAAGUCUUUUCUCUUAAGAAGAUUUUCCAUGAUGUUGCUUAAUUUCAUCUGUACAAGGUAAGACACAGUAAGGCAUAAAAAUUCCCUGCUCAUUUUAACAACAUAAAAGCCUGAGAUUAUAUCUCUGUCAUAAAAUUGUUAAUAGCAUUUUUAAAGUCAGAAUUACAUUGAAACAAUGGAUUGUUCUACAAAUAUAUAUGUGUAUAUACAUAUGGUUCUGAAAUUAGGAUAUAC
Molecule: messenger RNA, 4941 nt
Organism: Lepus europaeus (European hare)
Lineage: Eukaryota; Metazoa; Chordata; Mammalia; Lagomorpha; Leporidae
Gene: FGF12
Product: fibroblast growth factor 12
Exons: 5
Coding region: 566-1297 (243 amino acids)
Biological process (GO): positive regulation of protein phosphorylation; fibroblast growth factor receptor signaling pathway; positive regulation of cell population proliferation
Cellular component (GO): cytoplasm
Molecular function (GO): fibroblast growth factor receptor binding; growth factor activity
Source: RefSeq, a predicted model, not a curated record